This is a messenger RNA of Rhagoletis pomonella (apple maggot), 1585 nucleotides long. RefSeq names its product ubiquitin carboxyl-terminal hydrolase 14 (gene Usp14). The coding region runs from base 115 to 1560 and encodes 481 amino acids. Gene Ontology annotation, molecular function: proteasome binding; cysteine-type deubiquitinase activity. The record is from RefSeq and is a predicted model, not a curated record. NCBI's taxonomy places the organism in Eukaryota, Metazoa, Arthropoda, Insecta, Diptera, Tephritidae. The transcript is spliced from 7 exons. Gene Ontology annotation, biological process: regulation of proteasomal protein catabolic process; proteasome-mediated ubiquitin-dependent protein catabolic process; protein deubiquitination.
AAACGUUUUCAUUAAAAUACAUUAUCGGCCAAAUGACUUUUAGGUUUUGCAAUUCAGCUAGGUGUGAAGGAUAGAAAUUGUUGAACAAUUUGCAUUUGUACCACAUAAGUUAAAAUGCCUGCCUUUAAAGUUAAAGUGAAAUGGGGACGCGAACUUUUUCCGGAUAUUGAAGUUAAUACCGAUGAAGAACCAAUUUUGUUUAAAGCCCAACUGUUUGCCCUUACAGGAGUUCAACCCGAACGCCAGAAAGUAAUGUGCAAAGGCGGUAUUUUAAAGGAUAAUGAAUGGAACCUGCAAUUAAAAGAUGGGGCUACUGUGUUGCUGUUAGGCACAAAGGAGCAAGUUCCUGAGGAACCAGUAACUCCUGUCAAAUUUAUAGAAGACAUGAAUGAUGCAGAAAUGGCUAAUGCGAUGGAAUUACCUGCGGGUCUGACAAAUUUAGGCAAUACCUGUUAUAUGAAUGCGACAGUGCAAUGUUUGCAUGUGGUGCCUGAAUUGCGAGAAGCUCUUGAAAAAUAUCGAGUGGAUAGCGAAGAUUCUGGUUCGAUGUCUACCGCAAUGGCAUCGGCCAUAAAAUUUUUGUUUAAACAAAUGGAGCGCGGAAGUACAGUGACUCCAAUUAUUUUACUUCAGACGUUACAUAGAGCAUCGCCACAAUUUUCACAAGUUGGCGAAAACGGAACAUAUCGUCAACAGGAUGCUAAUGAAUGUUGGUCCGAGUUACUUAAAAUGCUGCAGCAAAAAAUACCUGCUUCCAAUGACAAAGUUCUUGAAGGUAGCAGCAUCAAGAAAUACAAUUCUUUUAUAGAGCAAUACUUUGGCGGUUCGUUUGAGGUAAAAAUGAGUUGUACAGAAACUGAAGAUGAAGAGCCAACUAUAGCAAAAGAGCAAUUUCUUCAACUGAGCUGUUUUAUAUCGACGGAAGUUAAAUAUAUGCAUAGUGGUUUAAAAUCGAGAAUGAAGGAACAACUGGUAAAACGAUCGGAAACUUUAGGGCGCGAUGCCAAUUACAUAAGAACUUCGCUUAUAAGUCGCCUUCCAGCAUAUUUAACGAUACAAUUUGUCCGUUUUCAAUACAAGGGUAAGGAAGGCAUAAAUGCCAAAGUUUUGAAAGAUAUAAAAUUCCCGAUCGAAUUCGAUGCAUUUGAGUUAUGUACUCCUGAACUGCAAAAUAAGCUGUGUCCAAUGAGAGCUAAAUUUAAAGAAGCGGAAGAUAAGCAUUUAGAAGGCGAUAUUAAAGCAAUUGCUGAACAAAAUAAAAUUUCUGUCAACGAAACUGAUAAAACUGUUGAAACCGAAAACUAUUGGUUCGAAGAUGAUCCAGGCAGCAAUAACUCUGGAUAUUAUACUCUUCAAGCUGUAUUAACGCAUAAAGGAAGGUCAAGUUCUUCGGGACAUUACGUAGCUUGGGUUAAACACACUGGUGAUAUCUGGUUUAAGUUUGAUGACGAUGUGGUGACGUCCGUAACCACUGAGGAUAUUCUUCGCCUUUCAGGAGGUGGUGAUUGGCAUUGCGCUUAUGUACUUCUGUACGGACCAAAAUUGCUGAAGAAACAAUGAAAUUAAAUUAAUAUUAUAAUUAUGA